AUGUCCGGUCAUGUAGACCUCCAACUCUUUACAGGAGGGGACCGAUUCACCACUGUGACGCCUGACGAUCAUGGCGGUAUACUUUGGGUUGCUUCAAUUAUCUGUGCCAUCUAUGUUGUCCUCAGCAUGGGGCUACGAGCCUACGUCAAACGGGAAUUUUAUGGCCUUGAUGAUCUGAUAGCACUCUUUGCCACGCUGAUUGCUGAAGCACAAUAUAUAUCUAUCUUCUUUGGUUUGUCUGACGGGCUGGGGAAAAAUGAUGAGAGCUUUGGCAUGGUUCAUAUUCGAAGAAUCGGACGAUCUCUGGCCCUCAGCGAGGUCUUCUUUCUCCUUGGACUGCUACUUGCAAAAGUAUCACUCAUCUUAUUGAUACGCCGUUUAUUCAGCCCAGAUAUGAGGUCACAUAUCAUGACAUGUGAUGCGGUACUGCUAUUGAGCAUACUCUGGGGCGUUGGUUCGAUGCUUGGAGCAUUGAUCAAUUGUUCCCCUACCGGAAUGAUGGCUUUUAUUCACGGUGCUUGCAAGGGUAUAGUGAGUGUCGCCUAG
This is a messenger RNA of Trichophyton verrucosum HKI 0517, 546 nucleotides long. RefSeq lists its product as uncharacterized. Lineage: Eukaryota; Fungi; Ascomycota; Eurotiomycetes; Onygenales; Arthrodermataceae. The record is from RefSeq and is a predicted model, not a curated record. The transcript has 2 exons. Bases 1 to 546 code for a protein of 181 amino acids.